Pelmatolapia mariae (spotted tilapia) is the source of this 2125-nucleotide messenger RNA. RefSeq names its product retbindin (gene rtbdn). Bases 257 to 1090 code for a protein of 277 amino acids. The transcript is spliced from 6 exons. Gene Ontology annotation, cellular component: external side of plasma membrane. Lineage: Eukaryota; Metazoa; Chordata; Actinopteri; Cichliformes; Cichlidae. Gene Ontology annotation, molecular function: riboflavin binding; riboflavin transmembrane transporter activity; signaling receptor activity. The record is from RefSeq and is a predicted model, not a curated record.
CAGAGCAGGGAGGGGUGAGUUGCCUGCUGGACGGGACUGAAACGUCCUUCAUAUAAACCGGUGACAAAGUGGCGAGCAGUGGGCCCCCGGGCGGCAGAGAUCAGAGCCAGCACACAGACGCAGAGACCGAGAAGAGGAGACCGAAGCACCGAGCAGCGCGCACGGCGGUGACUGGAACCACAGCAACACAACGAGGAGACCCGCGAACACAGCAAAACUAAUCCGGACGGAGCCGCAUUUAUUCGCGCCUACAGAGAUGGACCUCACCUCAUCCCCUUCGCUAUUAAUUUGCGUGGUUUUGGCGGCCGCCCUGAUUGGCGGGACUCGCUCGGAGGGGGUGUGUCUUCAAGAUGGUAAACACAAGGCCACGCCCAGCCCGGAGCCACACCUGACGGAGUGCUCCCUGUAUGCAGACAAUAGCUGCUGCACAGAAGAACAAAUCCAGGACAUCUCUCAUGUUCCUUCUGCCAAUAAUCAGAAUGAACCCUGGGACAAGUGUGGGUCCCUCAGCCCUGAGUGUGAAAGCUUCCUGAAGCGCGUGUCGUGUUUUUACCGCUGCUCCCCCGACGCUGCUCGCUGGCCUCAUCCUCAGCGCCGCUCAUACAUCCAGGCUGUUCCUCUCUGCCACAGCUUCUGCCGUGAUUGGUUUGAUGCCUGCAGGAUGGAUUUGACUUGCGCCCGUAACUGGGCUAGGGACCCCAGGGGACAGAACUGCACUGGAAACUGUGUUCAGUAUCAGCAGAUGUACCAGCAUGGCAGAGAUCUCUGCGAAAGCCUGUGGGGUGAUGCCUUCAUGACGGUCGAGGAUGAGCCAGAGGAGGUUGGAGAGGCCGGAGAUAUCGGAGUGGAUGUCGACGGCGUUCGUCCCUGCGGCUGCCUGACUCUCAGCCCCUCGGACAAGGACGUGAUCGCCGCUCUCAGAGCCCAGCAGGAUGACCCGGAGGAGCUGGAUACCACCAAGACCGGCUUGCCUCAGUACCGGGCCCCUUGCCAGGCCAAGCUGCCCGUGCAGCCCAGAAUGGGAAACUCCGUGCUGCGUAAGCGCUCGGUGGAGGUGGAAGACGUGGAGGGGAGUGGCAGCGGUUUGUAGAUGGUGAUACAUGUAUUCUUAGCGAUAAUCCUCUAGAUCAUCAUAUACAAAAAUCAAUCCCUUGAAAGGGAGUUAUAUCCUUUCUCCUCUAACUAAACUAAACCAUACAAAUUUAAGCUCUCAUUACUAUCUUCAAGUCGCAGGCAUAACUUCUUUGAUUUACAAAAAUGAUCUGAUUAUCUGAUUUAAGUGACAAGCUUAUGAACACCCGGUCGAUUCUUUGAACAGCCAGGAUUAAACGAAACACCAAGAAAAAAUUUUCAAAUGAAUUUAAGAAGACUACUCAAAGCUGAAGUCCUCAAUAUUUUCAAAGGGCUCAAUAACAAAUACACUUAAGACAUCCCAUGAUGGCUGCAAAAUGUUUUUAUUGCCAGCUAACAAGAGCAUCUUUAGUGGGAAUUUGCUUUUAUGGCUCAGUGUAACACAUGCUCACAUGGUAAAAGUCCUGCAGUAUUAGCACUUCUGCAUGAGUCAAACAUGUCAAACCCAAAGUACUACUUUUCAUGACAAUGUUGAACACAAUAUAUCACCAUCCCGCUACUUAUCUCAACUGUCUACUAGCUGGCUUUGAUCUGUGCUUUAGUCACUUGUUAAAUGCAUUAAUUAGUCCUGUGAUUCCAUAAUGUGCAGUCUGCUUGUCAUGGAGUUUAUGAUAGUGGAGAACGUCAAAAGUUUUAAUCAUAAUUUUGAAUCUAUCUUAGAUUUUUCCAACACAGUUAACUGACCUGAAAGCAGGUGUUCUGGUUUGAGAACAACGGGGAAGGUUUAGUAUUCAGAAACAACAUCGGAGUAAAUCAGCAGGGGCAGCAGCCGUACCAGAUAAGGUUGCUCCGGUAGUUCGGUCAUGUAUCACCGAUGUACUGUGGGUGUUUUAUAAGUAGGCCAUGUGUUUCUACAGUUGGGAACUGUUAGAUGUAAAUGUUUUAUAAGAAAACAAAAAGGGAGAACUAAUUUGUUUGAUUUACCAUAAGCUUGCUGAAAUGGGUGUUUCUGUGCUUUUCUUUUCAUUCUCAAUAAAAACAUUUCUAAACAUUC